CGAGCCGGAGGGCGGGGGCAGACCGCGCCAAGACGAGGCCGAGGCUUUCGCCUCCGCCCCUCCUCCUGCCGUCGCCCGCGCCGACUUGCGCGCCAGCGAAGCUUCCGCUUGAAGUAUGCGCGUGAAAGGGGCGCGCGGAGGAGCUGUCGACGGGCGCUCCGACCAUGCAAUGGCGGUCGUUGGUGCUGGCGCUGCUGGCGCUGCGGCUGGCCGGGCACGCGCUCCUCUGGCUGGCCGGGCCCAGCGUGGGCUUCUACCAGCAGCGCCUGCGGGCCUUCGCUUGCAGCCCCGCCGCUGCCGCCCAGGAGGCCGCCGCCUCGACCCAGCGCUGCUUCCCGGACGGUUUGGUGUCCCCGCACUGGGCUUCGUUCUUGGGCAGGGCCUGGGGGGGUGGCGGUAGCGGCGGCUCCUCGGCGGGCAGGGGUGGAGGGCUCGCCGGCAGCAGUGGCGGCAGCGGCGGCGACGACGACGACGACGAAUACGAGCAGCGCUACAGUCGCUCCUUCCCUCUUCAGCUCCGCGCCCAGCUUCGCGACGCUGCCAGGAACAUGUUCGCCUUCGGCUACGACAACUACAUGGCGCACGCCUUCCCUCAGGACGAGCUCAACCCCAUCGAGUGCUGUGGCCGGGGGCCGGACCGCGCUGACCCUUCAAAUCUGAAUAUCAAUGAUGUCCUUGGAAACUACUCGCUUACUCUGAUUGAUGCAUUGGAUACCCUAGCAGUGAUGGGAAAUUCUUCAGAGUUCCGAAAAGCUGUGAAAUUAGUGAUAGAAACAGUUUCAUUUGACACAGAUUCAACUGUGCAGGUCUUUGAAGCAACAAUCAGGGUUUUGGGAAGUUUGCUUUCUGCUCACAUCAUAAUAACGGAUGCCAAACAACCUUUUGGUGAUAUGACUAUAAAAGGCUAUGAUAAUGAGCUGUUACAUAUGGCGCAUGACCUAGCAGUAAGGCUUUUGCCUGCUUUUGAGAACACCAAAACUGGAAUUCCUUAUCCUCGGGUAAAUUUAAGAACAGGAGUUCCUUCAGGCAGCAAUAAUGAGACUUGCACUGCGGGAGCUGGCUCUUUGUUGGUGGAAUUUGGAAUUCUUAGUCGGCUUCUUGGAGAUUCCACUUUCGAAUGGGUAGCCCGUCGAGCUGUGAAAGCGCUCUGGAACCUAAGGAGCAAUGACACUGGAUUGUUAGGCAAUGUUGUGAAUAUUCAAACAGGCCACUGGGUUGGUAAACAGAGUGGCUUGGGAGCAGGAUUAGACUCCUUCUAUGAAUAUCUUUUAAAGUCUUACAUUCUCUUUGGAGAAAAGGAAGAUCUGGAGAUGUUUAAUGCUGCUUAUCGGAGUAUUCAGAACUACUUAAGGCGAGGAAGAGAAGCCUGUAAUGAAGGUGAAGGGGAUCCCCCUCUCUAUGUUAAUGUAAACAUGUUCAGUGGACAGUUGAUGAACACCUGGAUUGAUUCUCUUCAGGCAUUUUUUCCUGGACUUCAGGUUUUAAUAGGUGACGUGGAAGAUGCUAUUUGCCUCCAUGCAUUUUAUUAUGCCAUAUGGAAACGGUAUGGAGCUCUUCCAGAGAGGUACAACUGGCAGUUACAAGCACCAGAUGUCCUUUUUUAUCCUCUAAGGCCAGAGUUAGUAGAAUCUACUUACCUUCUUUAUCAGGCCACAAAGAAUCCUUUUUAUCUUCAUGUAGGAAUGGAUAUUCUUCAGAGCCUGGAGAAAUACACAAAGGCAAAAUGUGGCUAUGCUACCCUGCAUCAUGUCAUAGAGAAGUCCAAAGAAGACCGGAUGGAGAGUUUUUUUCUUAGCGAGACAUGUAAAUACUUGUAUUUGUUGUUUGAUGAAGAAAAUCCUAUGCACAAAUCAGGAAAUAGAUUCAUGUUUACAACAGAGGGGCACAUUGUGUCACUGGAUAAACGUCUGCGUGUUUCACUAUGGCAAGAUACCUUCCCUGAAGAAGAGAAGAAAGCUGAAAAGAUAAAGCCUAAUGAACUCAGAUCAAACAACUCAAUUUCUAAUUGCAACAGAGUACCAGAUGAGAGGAGAUACCUGCUGCCAUUAAAGAGUAUUUAUAUGAGACAGAUUGAUCAGAUGGUGGGCUUGAUCUGAACACUUUUCAUUUGGACUAAUUCUAAAAAUCACGACAGCAGCCGAAGCAGAUGUUCCUCUUGAGCUGUGCAGCUCAUAAUGGCAGAGGUGCUCAAGUAGUCAUUCAUCGUAAUGAAGGAUUUAGGUUUGUGUUGGAAAGAUGUCUGCUACAGAAAACAUUUGUCCUAACUGCAGCACAGCAAACCAUGGAAUGUACAAAUGAAGUUCUCGUGGCACUUCAAUUCUUUUGUUGUUGAUGAAGACUACUUUAAAGAUUGCUUGGGAAAAAAGCAGGUGGGCUGUGGCAGAAAUGCUGUCUUGCAACCACCUUUUAAAAUUUGUAUUCUAGAUUGGUUACUUUUGAAGAAAACUUAAAAUUUUAAAUAUAUUGGGCGGGGAAAUAAGGGAAUGUGCAAUCUCACUAAGCUUAAUUAGAUAAUUUUCUUUAGCAAUAAACUGCAAAUUAUUGCUCAGGUAGAAGGGAUAUUCAUAGUUUCUGGUUUACUCAGAAUGUCUUGUUGAUAAUUGCAUAAUUGAAAUGAAAUGCAGUAAUACCAACAGAGGUAUUACAUCACCAUGUUCAGGACUAACAUCUAGGCUGAUGUUGAAAACAGUGUUCUUAAUACGAAUUGCACGUUCAGGGGUGUAUAGAGUUUACUAACUUCUGAAACAGUAAUAAAAAACAAGGUGCCUUCUAGUAGGUGAAAAUGCACAAAGCCACUCAAAUCUCUUGCUCAUUUUACCAUCUUGCAAUUUUUUCAUAUUCACCAUCAUCUUUGUGCCUCUCUGGGAGAUUUACCUUAACUAAUGCAUAAUCUUGAGAUUUACAUUCCUUGUAGUUGCAAUAUGCAAGCUUUUGGAGCUAGUGCCUUCUUAAUGUGUUACUCAAAAGAAAGCGAAGGGGUUUAGCUCUUAAAUACCAAAAGAAAUUGUGUUUGGAGUAAUUUAUGCUGGAAUAAUAUCAACACUUAAAAUCCCAAGUAGUAUUUGAGGAUUGUACUCACUAUCUUCUACACUUAUAAUUGAGUAUUUAUUGGUGAAUGCUGGCCCUUCUCUGUAAAAACUAUUGUUGUAGCAGAACAGAUGGACAGGAGCUGACCUUCAAAGAUAUUUUGGUUCUUUGAUUCCUUUUGAAAUGUUGAGACAAUGUUCUGUCAUCUGCUAAAGGAUGAAUGUUUUGGGGGCAUCAUUGGAAGUACCUUGAACUGAAAACCAGAAAGGUUGUAGAUUGUGGCCUUAUUUGUUACAAUCCAAGUCAAGCCCCCUGUCUUCCCAUAUCUAUGUCCCCCAAUAGCUAGAAUGAUGGAAAGUUGUAACUGCUUUCUUUCACUAAGAUAGAGAAUACAAUUUAAGUAUAUCCAAAGAGUAUCUUGAGAAUUUUGAAGAAUCAGACUCUUUUCAAGAGACCUUUUGAGUAAAUUUGCACCAUGGUUUUUAGUACGUUAAUCAAAGAAAAAUCCAGAUUUAAACGCACAAAUAUUUUUCUGUUUGAGGAAAACAAUAUAAAACAGAUCACAUUCUAAACUACGGUGUGUAAAUAUCAGUUAUACUAUAUAAUCUACCCAUUUCUUCAUAGAACAUGUACUGCUUACAUUGCAGGUAAACCAUACAGUGCUUAGCACAAAAAUCAUUAGGACUUGCUUAAUCUCUAUGACAAACAAGUGAAUCUCAGGGAUCUUAAAGUACACUUCUGUUUGCAUAGAAUAUUUUGGUUCGACUCAAUUCUCAUUUUUUAUUUUACAACAUUGCUGUUUUUUUGAAGGGAAAUUUGAAAGAUUAGCAAACCAGAAUACCUUAAAAGUAUGGAUUCCUGUAAAAAUAAUACCUCUGUAACUGAGGUCAUGCUUUUGUUAUCCUCCAAAAUUAUCCCUAGACUUAAUUGCCACACAGAGCUUUCAGCAUGUUGUGACCCAAAAGUGUGAAGGGAAAACAGGUCAUAGAUCUGAAUGGGCUGCUGACAAGCAGUUCAGGGUAGGCAUGUUUACAAGACGACAAUUUUUUGGGAAAGGUGUUAUCUUUGAGGGGAGGAACAUUGUGAAGGAAAGGAGAUGACUACUUCAAGAUGAUGGCUUGAGUUUUCUCACAUGGCAGUGUGAACUGAAAAAACAUAGGCCAGGAUCCAGUGAGCUGUUUAGGAUCAUGCAAAAAGUUUUACAUUCUUAGUAUGUUGCUGCUCCACCUGUCACAUUGCUAAAUACUUUCUAAAAUCCUCAGUUUCAAAAACUGGCCUAUGGAGUGGAAAGAUGAAACAUAUUUCCAACUUCCUUGGGCUUGCAGUUAGUUUUGUGGUUCUUUGGAUCUUGGCCAAAAGCUUCAAGCCCUCAAAGGGAAAAAACAAGAUACAAACGCAAACAGUUCAACUUACCACUGUUGCAAUCCAUGUUGUCAGCCAUGCAUGCUGUCUUAAGUUGGGUAAUGGAUCCUACUGGACAUGAAAUGUUUUCAGGAAAUCCACAUUGUGUUUGAAUGUUAAAAACUCUUUAAUUUAGGUUGCAUGCCAUGCUACACCACUUAGUAAAGAUUGUGUCUACUAAAAUACUGAGUGUCCACAUAGUGGUUUUGCACUUUUUUUGCCAAGUAAUAUAUUUGAGAUGCUGAUUUUUCUAAGGAGCAAAAAAGCUUUUGUUAGUCACACUAUUGGCAUUCUACAUUCUGGCUAAAAGGCACUCUUAGAACAGGCAUGCUUCUGUUAGAAGUAGCACAGUCUUCUUCAUAUUGUUCAGACAGCCAUUUCCUAUUUGGUAGGAAUGAUUAACCCAGGGUGAUAGAUGUGUCUCUGUGGAAGCUGAUGUCUGAGAAUAUGGGUGCUAAUAUGAGCUAAAAUCAUUCAAAUCUGUGUAUUUAGCAUAAAGAGCACCAAAGCUGUGUUAAUGAAUAGGGGUCCUGAAGUGACCAGAUUUGAUCUAAUUUUAAACUGCAAGACUUCUGAGAUUCCCAAUUUCUCUCCCUCUUAUAAAGUACAUUGGAAGCUUACCAGUGCUGUUAUGUAAAAUGUCAUUCUACUUCAUGAAAAGUGACCAAUUUGUUCUUCUGAAAAAUUUAGUGUUACGGCCAAGUCUAAAAUACUGCUUGGAUAACUUGCCAAUCCGUAUAACCAUACUUAAUUUCUCACUGUAAUGUGCAAUAUGCAGUUUUUCCCAGCUUAACAUGGCUUUGUUACAAAAUGUAUUUAAUAUGGUAAGGGAGUUGAAGAUUUAUAAAAGUAUCAGAUGUUCUGAGAAAUGUUAGAAUGUAAAAAUUUGUAGAUUUUAUGUAUAAUUUGUAUUAAAGAACUAUUUCUUA
This is a messenger RNA of Eublepharis macularius, 5357 nucleotides long. RefSeq names its product ER degradation enhancing alpha-mannosidase like protein 1 (gene EDEM1). The record is from RefSeq and is a predicted model, not a curated record. Gene Ontology annotation, molecular function: mannosyl-oligosaccharide 1,2-alpha-mannosidase activity; calcium ion binding. The transcript has 12 exons. Bases 165 to 2096 code for a protein of 643 amino acids. Gene Ontology annotation, cellular component: endoplasmic reticulum; membrane. Lineage: Eukaryota; Metazoa; Chordata; Lepidosauria; Squamata; Eublepharidae. Gene Ontology annotation, biological process: endoplasmic reticulum mannose trimming; carbohydrate metabolic process; mannose trimming involved in glycoprotein ERAD pathway.